Molecule: messenger RNA, 795 nt
Organism: Trichoderma virens Gv29-8
Lineage: Eukaryota; Fungi; Ascomycota; Sordariomycetes; Hypocreales; Hypocreaceae
Exons: 2
Coding region: 1-795 (264 amino acids)
Source: RefSeq, a predicted model, not a curated record
AUGUCUGAAGCAGGAAGUUCCUGCGACGCCUCCGAUCGGGAGAGCAUCGCUUUGUCUGAGAUGGGAGGAGAAAUGGAUAUUAACCACUUCUUGAUUUCAACCCGUGGCUAUAGAGGCUUCUAUCUUGAAGUUGGAGGCACAGUCCGCCCUGGAUUCGAAAUUGGUUGGGUCAAUUCUCUCAGAAUUCGCCUUUACCAUCGUAACAUUCUAGUUGGAGAGAUGACUUGCCAGGACCAGCCAAUGAUACCCGACAGCAACAACUACGUGAUAACCGAAUGGGAUGAGUCAGACGAACCGGAAAUGCGCAUCAAGAGUAUGGUGGGACUCAAGAAUUUCUUUGGCGACGUUCUACCUAAUUCAAGUGCCAACAACAAGCGGGAUGCUCAGAAACAGCCCACAGCUGCUCUCAGAGUUUCCUCAAGUGGCCAUUGGCUCGCAAUGUCCAUUGAUUUGGCGAACAUGCCGAGAAUGAGUGCCACUGUAGAUGAAUUCACGACCUUCGGAGACAAGAUCGAAAUCACCAUGACGAUAACAAACCCAAGCCCGCUUACACUUCGCUUUGAUGGCAGCAGUGAGUUUGUCCUCAAGAAAGGCAAAGAUAUCAUUGGAGAAUUGUGGGCCUCCUUCCAAAUUCUUCCUGGAGAAAAAGAAUGCGUUUUCAAAGGGACCUUCAAACCUGAGGUUUCAGGAAUGGUAACUUUAGAAGGAAGCAAUUUCGAGGACAUGGACAGGACUUGGCAGCAAUAUGUUAUUAAGCUAUUCAAAGUCGAAAUCGAUUUGGGCCCGUCAAUCUGA